GACAGCAGCCACAGCGACAGUCACUCAGGUGUUAUGGAUGGACAAAUCAUUCACACGUGCAUGGCACUAUUCCAGCGCGAUUUUGUAUUUUCACCAUAAAAAACAAACAAAGAAACAACAACAAAGAAACAACAACAACCUGCAUUCAUUCACAAAAAAGUGACUGAAUUUACUCUGUGAUGGAUCGACUGGAUGAAUGGAGCUUCAAGUCCAAGAGAAUGGACCUGGAGGAGGAUUUCUACUUCGACUACGGAACGGAGGAAAUAACAGAUUAUCAAGACCCCAAUGAACUUGUGGCUGCUUUGAAACAAAAGGAGGAAGAGGUUAUUUUGGCAGCCCAGCUGGGAAACGCAUUGCUCCUGGAAAACCGUCAGCUCAAAGAGCAGAGCGAAAAACUUCAUGAACAGUACGCAGACAAGCUGGAGGAGUUGGAGCAAGGCAGGCAUGAGCUGCGGCUGAAGCUGGAGGGCUGCCAGUCCCAGUGGGAGAGCCAGGUGGGGGACCUGGAGAGGGAUGCGAGAGACCUGAGCAGCCAGGUGGAGCGCCUCUCGCAGGCGCUCAGUAUGGCCGAGAGGGACAAGAGUCGAGCCCAGCUGGAGCACAGUGAGCAAACACAGCGACUCAGGGAGGAGCUCAAUACAGCAAUGGAGGUGGAGAGGGCCAUGUCCAGUGAGCUGCAGGCUCUAAAACAGGAGCUCCAACAAAAAGGAAGCCACAACAGGCCACAGGAUGAGGAGCUGAUCAGUGCCAUGAGGGAGCAGGUGUUGCGUCUCACCCAGAGGGAACAGGUGCUUGAGGAGCGUUUGGAGAGUGUGUGUCAAGAAAACACUGAGCUGAGGGCAACUUUGGCCUCUUUACACACACGGCUGGCUCUGCAUGACCAACUCAAACAGCAGCACAGCCAACAGUUAGCAGAGGCGUGGCAGGAGGUGGAGGUGGCUCGAGGUCGCUCACAACAGCUGCAGGCCCAGGUGGAGGACCUUCAGGAGGAGGUGUCCCUGCAGGAAGCCAAGAGUCACGGAGAUGCCUCCCUGCUGUCUGAACUGGAGAGCAGCCUGGAGACGGCAGGCCUGGGAGUAAGCAAGGAAGAGAUAACGCAAGAAAUGGGGUCCAUCCUUCAGUUACUGCUUCCAUUGACUCAGGACCUGAACAGCUCAGAGGUCCUGGAUCAACAAGAGGACCUGCAGGCCAUGCUACACCGGCUAAAGGGAGUAGCCAAAACCCUGGCACAGGGAUCCAGCCCUCAGGAGCUGAAUCUGGCUUUUGUCGACAGGACGGGUGAGCAGUGUGGGAAUACGAGUGCAGCGGAGGAGCUGAGAGAUCAGAACGUCCAGCUGCAGCAGGAAAAUGCUGAGCUGAGACAGAAACUGCAGAGUGUACAGGAACAAGCUGAGGUCGCCCAACAGGCCAUCAGAGACCGAGAUGAAGCCAUAGCCAAGAAAAACCUGAUGGAGGUGGAGUUGGUGAGAAGUAAAAAUGAUAUGAUGUGUCUGAACAACCAGUUAUUAGAAGCCAUCCAACGCAAACUGGAACUGUCACAGGAGCUGGAGGCCUGGCAGGACGACAUCCAGAUCAUCAUCAACCAGCAGCUCAGGUCCCAGCAGCAGUUGGAGCAGCCUCAGAAGAAGCCCACCUCCAACAGCAUGUCAUUCUUCCGCAGGCCCAGCAGGACAACCGCCACUUGGACACAUCAGCCUUCCUCCUCAUCCUCAACUUGGAGUUCAGACACUAAUCAGGACAAAUCCCAGUCCCCCUGGAGGGACUGGUUAAGACGCGGCAAAGGGGUGCAGUAUGGCAAAUAAUGGACACUGAGUGCUACAACUACCUCCUGAGUGCCUAGGAGAGGAUGUACCAGGAGGAAAGGGCAGAGAGAAGUUAUCAGUUAAGCUCUCUGGCAUCAUGUGUGGUGCAAAAGAGCCAUAAAAACACUUUCAAUUCAGUGAUAAACAACGAAGCCACAGACAAAGACUUGUCAAAUAGACACUUCCUGAAACACAUUUCACUGAGAGGCUGAGCCUUCCUAAAGCCUAAACUGUGAACACUUGGAGCACUAACAAUUUCACAGAAUUACAUUCAAAGGUUGGCUUGAGACUGUAAAUAUUGUGCCUUAUUUGUGAUAUUGUGAAUGUCUUUCUGUCUGAAACUUUAUAUGGUAUUCUGUACAUAAUACUGUAGGUGUAGGUUAGUAGAAAGUAUUUGUUUGGAUUAUUUAACUCCACAGAUCAAAGAUAAAAAUAAAUACAGACAUGAAUUAAACAAUCAAACAGUUAAUUUGUAACUGUACUGAGUGUUGUCUUUACAUACCAAGUUGGAUGUGAGAAGUUUGAAGUUGAUUAUAUGAGAAACAUUGUAUGUUCUCAUGUACACUGAGAAAGCUGUUAUUUUUAUAAUUUUUGGUUUUUAAUGAAAAACCAAAUGUGUUCUCUGAAUGAUGACUUGGUGUGGCAUGUGUCUGUAUAUAGACACGUACUGUAUAUGUGUAUAUGCAUGAUCUGUCACUCAGUGUUCAAUAUUGAAGCUGCUUAGUUCAAACUGUAUUGUUUUCUAAACUGUCUGACUGACCACAUCUGGAAUGACUGCCGGGCAAUUUCAUAAAACAACAAAUAAUC
Molecule: messenger RNA, 2609 nt
Organism: Toxotes jaculatrix (banded archerfish)
Lineage: Eukaryota; Metazoa; Chordata; Actinopteri; Toxotidae
Product: BICD family-like cargo adapter 1
Exons: 10
Coding region: 180-1802 (540 amino acids)
Biological process (GO): vesicle transport along microtubule; Golgi to secretory granule transport
Source: RefSeq, a predicted model, not a curated record